Molecule: messenger RNA, 1711 nt
Organism: Myxocyprinus asiaticus (Chinese sucker)
Lineage: Eukaryota; Metazoa; Chordata; Actinopteri; Cypriniformes; Catostomidae
Product: ninjurin-1-like
Exons: 3
Coding region: 108-545 (145 amino acids)
Biological process (GO): cell adhesion; tissue regeneration
Cellular component (GO): membrane
Source: RefSeq, a predicted model, not a curated record
AACCCAGCCCCUUUUUCUUUUCUUUUCAUCCACUAUGAGCUCAUAAUGCACCACAAACACACACAAACUCAGCCAUUUACGGAGUAGAUUGAAUCAGAGAAACGGAUAUGGCUUCAGAAGCGAUGGAACUAAAUGGAAAUGCGACCAGAGGUGAUGCAGGGGAGCAUCCUCGGCCGAGCCGCUGGUCAAGGAACACCCCGAUUAACAUGAACCAUUAUGCCAAUAAGAAGAGUGCAGCAGAGAGUAUGCUGGAUAUAGCACUACUGAUGGCCAACGCGUCCCAGCUGAAGACCAUCCUAGAGCUGGGUCCCGGUUUCUCCUUCUACGUUCCUCUCAUCACUCUCAUCAGCAUCUCACUCACCCUGCAGAUCAUCGUGGGGGUCUUACUAAUCUUCAUAGUAAAGUGGAAUCUGAACGACGCAAGUAAACACUACAUACUGAAUCUACUGGAGAACAUUGUUACAGCGCUCGUCUUCAUCAUCGUAGUAGUAAACGUUUUCAUCACAGCGUUCGGCGUUCAAAAACCAGAAGAAAAGAAAGCGUAACCAAAGCUUGUCAGAUAAUGAGGUUUCUUACAGGUAUGUAUAGUCAUGUAUAGCCAUUACAAGUAAUGACGUUAUCCUGUGUGCUCUAUGUAAAUUAAAUGCCUUUUGUUUUUACAUACAGAAAAUUUUUAGCCCCCAAAAUGAGGCAACAACUGCUUAAUUUGGGAAUUUGUGGGUUAUAACUUCAUAUUAACACAAAUAUAUCUAAUUAUGAUACUAUUAUUAUUAUAAGAUAUUAAGUAAUUAUAUAUAAUCAUGUAAUAAAUAUAGUUAAAAGACACUUUGAUAGUGAAAUUUGAGCAAAUACCAUACCAUUACUUUGAGACUGAAAAUAAUGAAGUCAAUGGCAAAGGACAUUAUCGGAUACGUUGAAGUAAAAAAAAAAAAAAAAAAAAUGCAUAGUACCAAUACAACAUGCAGGGAAUCUUCAUACUGCCUACCUGAUAGCCUGUGUCUACAAAGAAAUACUGUACAGACUGUUUUUAUAUUAUGCCUGUAAUUUUUUUGUAAAACUAUACAAUUAUGUACGGUUUGUGUGUACAUUUUAGCUCAGUUCACAUUAACAGUUUUGCACAUAAAUUGCACAACAAGCUUGUGUUUGGUGUUAUCUUAUGGUUUUAUUUGUGACAUUUAGAAGCCUUGCAGCAUGAUUUUAAGAAAUAAAGGACUAAAUAAUAAGAAAGGUCUUCUUAAACCUGAGCACUUGCAGUGAAGGCAAACAAGGCUGACAAUUAAUCUACAUAUUACAGUACAUAGCAAGCUUUAUUUUUCCUUCCUAAUGGGUCAGCAGUGUAACCAAAGGAUAAUUUUUCACACACACACAAAAAAAAAAAAUCAGUCAUUUCAAAACACAUUUCAAAUAAACCUGGCUUCCCAUUUGAAACACUGAACUUUCCCUAAGAUCUUGUAUUGUGUUUUCCCCCAAAUUUAUCAAAAAUUAAUGUAUGUGUAUGGAAGUCUUGAUGCCUUUAUUUGAACUCUUUGGAUUUACUGAUUUUUUUAAUUAUAAAUCCCACUCAGUGUAUGUGUUGUUUAUAGUUUUUAUAUUGGUCUUUUGACAUGUUUCUGUUUCUUCAACAUUUUGUAUAUUUAUAUUGAUGAUAUUAUUUCUAUUUAUAUAUAUAACAGCAUCUCAUAUAAGACAUUAAAUAAAUUAAGAAAAUCUG